Messenger RNA from Hypanus sabinus (Atlantic stingray), 1378 nucleotides. RefSeq names its product mitochondrial adenyl nucleotide antiporter SLC25A24-like. Gene Ontology annotation, molecular function: ATP transmembrane transporter activity. The transcript is spliced from 9 exons. Gene Ontology annotation, cellular component: mitochondrial inner membrane. Gene Ontology annotation, biological process: transmembrane transport. Bases 224 to 1258 code for a protein of 344 amino acids. NCBI's taxonomy places the organism in Eukaryota, Metazoa, Chordata, Chondrichthyes, Myliobatiformes, Dasyatidae. The record is from RefSeq and is a predicted model, not a curated record.
UCAAUAGAAAAUAUUACAGUCUGGGGACAGUGACCAAGACAAUGUGCUGGAUUUCAGAGAGUUCACUAACUACCUCCAUAAUCAUGAGAAGAAACUUCGACUAGCUUUCAAAAGCUUGGAUAAAAAUAAUGAUGGCAAGAUUGAUGCUGUUGAGAUUGUCGAAUCACUCAAGUCUCUGGGAAUUCAGAUCAACCUUCAGAAUGCACAGAAGAUUCUUCACUCAAUGGACGAAGAUGGUACAAUGACCAUUGACUGGAAUGAAUGGCGUGACCAUUUCCUGUUCAAUCCAGCAGCCAAUAUUGAAGAAAUCAUCCAUUUCUGGAAGCAUUCAACGGUUCUGGACAUUGGAGAUAGUCUGACCAUUCCCGAUGAAUUCACUGAGGAGGAAAGAAAAUCAGGAAUGUGGUGGAGACAGCUGCUGUCUGGGGCAGUGGCUGGGGCAGUCUCUCGUACUGGUACUGCUCCCCUUGAUCGUCUGAAAGUCCUAAUGCAGGUACAUGCUUCCAAAUCAAAUCAGAUGAGUGUGUACGGUGGAUUUAAGCAGAUGUUGAAGGAGGGUGGAGUAAUGUCCCUGUGGAGAGGCAACGGUAUGAAUGUAAUAAAGAUCGCCCCGGAAACAGCAAUCAAGUUCAUGGCCUAUGAGCAGUUUAAGAAACUGUUGGCACGUGAUUCGCAGAACAUUGGGACCCAUGAGAGGUUUCUCGCUGGAUCUCUUGCUGGGGUAACAGCUCAGACCAGCAUUUAUCCAAUGGAGGUUCUGAAGACCAGAAUGGCUUUGCGGAAGACUGGGCAAUACUCAGGAGUUGCAGACUGCGUGAGGAAGAUUUGGAAGAAUGAAGGAUUGAUUGCAUUUUACAAAGGCUAUAUUCCAAAUAUUCUGGGCAUUAUCCCAUAUGCAGGCAUUGACCUGGCCAUUUAUGAGACAUUGAAGAAGAUGUGGCUGAGUAGAUACGCCCAGGAUUCUGCGGACCCUGGGGUCUUGGUGCUAUUAGCUUGCGGAACCACUUCCAGUACCUGUGGUCAACUGGCCAGCUAUCCUCUGGCCCUGGUCAGGACACGGAUGCAGGCACAAGCUUCGUUGGAGGGAGCGAAACAGCUCAGCAUGAUGGAGCUCUUCCGGAAUAUUCUGGCUAAAGAGGGACCCUUUGGGCUCUACAGAGGACUGGCCCCUAACUUCAUGAAGGUGAUUCCUGCUGUCAGUAUCAGCUAUGUGGUCUACGAACGUAUGAGGACGGCUUUAGGGUUACAGUCCACCUAAAGCCAGGAGCAUCCAGUCAAGGAACAGAUCAUCAAAACCCACUCCCUCCUUGUGUCUGACAAUCUAGCCUAAGUCCCCAACCUUCAGGCACUCCAGAGCCUUAUGCACUGUAAUUCCAAG